AGUGUAGCUAACGGUGAAAAGCCGAACCGUGGACGGUAAGAAUACAAGUACAAUUCCCUUCAAUUACAGAGAGGAUAGGAUCAGGUGGGGUAGGUGCACGGAACAGAAAUGGCGACGGCGCUGGUAGGUUCUUCGUGGCCUUGGAUGAAGAUGAGGAUUAGGGCGAUCCCGGAGGCUGCCCCUCCAAUGGCGAUUUGGCUUCAAUCGUCUCUGUAUUUCCGGAGGCGGCGGAGUUUUUCCAUCUCCGCCACUGCUAAGAAGACUGGGACGGAUGCAGAAGAAGAAGGACGAGUCCGAGUGCGUUUCGCUCCUUCGCCCACUGGCAACCUUCACGUCGGUGGAGCUCGAACUGCUCUCUUCAAUUACCUUUUCGCCAGGUCCAAAGGUGGAAAAUUCAUUUUGAGAAUUGAAGAUACUGACUUGGAGAGGUCCACUAAGGAAUCUGAGGAAGCAGUGUUGCGAGAUCUCUCUUGGCUUGGGCUUGAUUGGGACGAAGGUCCUGGUGUUGGUGGAGACUAUGGCCCGUAUCGGCAAUCUGAAAGAAACUCUCUGUACAAGCAAUCUGCUGAGAAACUUUUAGAAUCUGGCCAGGUUUAUCGCUGCUUUUGUUCUAACGAGGAAUUGGAAAAGAUGAAGGAGAUUGCAAAAUUAAAGCAGCUGCCUCCAGUAUACACUGGAAAAUGGGCAAGUGCGACCGAUGGAGAAGUACAAGAAGAGCUAGCAAAGGGAACCCCUUAUACAUAUCGAUUUCGUGUGCCAAAGGAAGGGAGUUUGAAAAUCAAUGACCUUAUUCGAGGCGAAGUUAGUUGGAACUUGGAUACACUUGGAGAUUUUGUCAUAAUGAGAAGCAAUGGACAACCUGUUUACAAUUUUUGCGUGACAGUUGACGAUGCGACAAUGGCUAUAUCACAUGUUAUAAGGGCAGAAGAGCAUUUACCAAACACUUUAAGGCAGGCACUGAUAUAUAAGGCUCUGGGAUUCCCCAUGCCUUACUUUGCACAUGUUUCCUUAAUUCUUGCACCUGAUCGGAGUAAACUGUCAAAACGCCAUGGUGCUACUUCUGUGGGUCAGUUCAGGGAGAUGGGGUAUCUACCCCAGGCAAUGGUGAACUAUUUGGCACUUUUAGGCUGGGGCGAUGGCACCGAAAAUGAAUUUUUCACCCUUGAGCAACUUGUUGAAAAAUUCUCUAUUGGUCGUGUUAACAAAAGCGGUGCUAUUUUUGAUUCUACAAAGUUAAGGUGGAUGAAUGGUCAGCAUUUAAGAGCACUUCCAUCAGAGGAGUUUGCCAAACUUAUUGCUGAGCGCUGGAAAAGCACAGGUAUCCUAACAGAGUCAGAGGGGGCAUUUAUCCAAGAGGCAAUUGAGCUGCUCAAGGAUGGGAUUGAUCUGAUAACGGAUUCAGAUAAAGCAAUCUCCAACUUGCUAUCUUAUCCUUUACAUGCUACUUUAAAGAGUUCUGAGGCCAAACCUGUGUUGGAAGAUAAACUUUCUGAAUUUUCAGCCUCCCUCUUAGCUGCCUAUGACAGUGGUGAAAUCCUCGGUGCUCUUGAAGAAGGCCAUGCUGGCUGGCAGAAGUGGGUGAAGAACUUUGGGAAAUCUCUGAAGCGCAAGGGGAAAUCACUCUUCAUGCCUCUCCGAGUGUUGCUAACAGGAAAACUCCACGGCCCAGAUAUGGGUGCCAGUGUGCUUUUACUCCAUAGAGCCGAAACCUCUGGUGUUGUUGCUCCCGAAGCUGGGUUUGUGACAUUGAAUGAGAGGUUCAAAAUGCUGAGGAAACUGGAUUGGGAGGCAUUAAUCGAGGAUCAACCCCUUUUGGAGCAAGCUGCUACUAUAACGAACUGAGAAAUCACAGUUUUGACAUGCUAUUUAACUAAAGUUAGUUGUUUUAAAUAUGGACGUUUAAAAAUUUGGAUACCUUUGUCAAUAACAGUUGAUAAGAUAAUGAAGUUUUAUUCUUGUUGUUUAUCAU
This is a messenger RNA of Juglans regia (Persian walnut), 1969 nucleotides long. RefSeq names its product glutamate--tRNA ligase, chloroplastic/mitochondrial. The transcript has 12 exons. The coding region runs from base 109 to 1842 and encodes 577 amino acids. Gene Ontology annotation, molecular function: glutamate-tRNA ligase activity; ATP binding; zinc ion binding. The record is from RefSeq and is a predicted model, not a curated record. Lineage: Eukaryota; Viridiplantae; Streptophyta; Magnoliopsida; Fagales; Juglandaceae. Gene Ontology annotation, biological process: glutamyl-tRNA aminoacylation.